CCAAGAGUAAACCUUCAUUCGUCAAAACUUUCCUGUUGGAGCCACGUCUUGUGACUGUGGUAAAGCCUGCACUCAGAUGUCCCAGCUCGGCCAGCAGAGGGCCGCGAGUGGGGGGAGCCCCUUUGCCUGCGAGGUGUGCGGGAAGCUCUUCAGCCACAGGGCGGGCCUCGCCGAGCACGCGCGCUUCCACAGCCGGCAGAAGCCCUUUGAGUGCAGCGAGUGUGGGAAAGCCUUCAGCCAGAAGCAGUACGUGGUCAAGCACCAGAGCACGCACUCUGGGGAGAAGCUGUUCGCGUGCGCUGACUGCGGGAAGUCCUUCAGCCAGAAGGAGAACUUGCUCACCCACCAGAAGAUCCACACGGGCGAGAAGCCUUUCGAGUGCAAAGACUGCGGCAAGGCCUUCAUCCAGAAGUCCAACCUCAUCAGGCACCAGCGGACGCACACCGGGGAGAAGCCCUUCAUAUGCAAGGAGUGCGGCAAGACCUUCAGCGGCAAGUCCAACCUCACGGAGCACGAGAAGAUUCACGUCGGGGAGAAGCCCUUCAAGUGCGGCGAGUGUGGGACAGCGUUUGGCCAGAAAAAGUACCUCAUCAAGCACCAAAACAUCCACACGGGCGAGAAGCCCUACGAGUGCAACGAGUGCGGCAAGGCCUUCUCCCAGCGCACGUCGCUCAUCGUGCACGUGAGGAUCCACUCAGGCGACAAGCCCUACGAGUGCAACGUGUGCGGCAAGGCCUUCUCCCAGAGCUCGUCCCUCACCGUGCACGUGAGGAGCCACACGGGCGAGAAGCCGUACGGAUGCAACGAGUGCGGGAAGGCCUUCUCGCAGUUCUCCACCCUGGCCUUGCACCUCAGGAUCCACACAGGAAAAAAGCCGUACCAGUGCAGCGAGUGUGGCAAGGCCUUCAGCCAGAAGUCACACCACAUCCGACACCAGAAAAUCCACACCCACUGAAUGCUCUGAAUGCCUUCAACGCAGGCGAGCGGCCAUUAGUGAUUGCCAGGUCCCAGGGCAUCAU
Acomys russatus (golden spiny mouse) is the source of this 1019-nucleotide messenger RNA. It is a transcript of the gene Znf146, whose product is annotated as zinc finger protein 146. The transcript has a single exon. The coding region runs from base 77 to 955 and encodes 292 amino acids. The record is from RefSeq and is a predicted model, not a curated record. Gene Ontology annotation, biological process: regulation of transcription by RNA polymerase II. Gene Ontology annotation, molecular function: RNA polymerase II cis-regulatory region sequence-specific DNA binding; DNA-binding transcription factor activity, RNA polymerase II-specific. NCBI's taxonomy places the organism in Eukaryota, Metazoa, Chordata, Mammalia, Rodentia, Muridae.